AGUACAAAGAAAAAGUCUACAUGUUUAGCCAGGAAAGUGGCGUCCGGAUGUUGCCAUGUUGACGUGUGAUUUUUGCAGCCGUAUGUUGUGACGAACGGCAGAAUACCGCUUCUAAACGGAACAUUGCAACCAGGUAGCUAACACCAUGGCUGUGGUACAGAGGGCGGUGAUACUUCCUGUGAUCAUCCUAUGUUUCACCAUGAACAUCUCUGACGCCGUAAACAGCACCAGUCCCAGUCCUACAACAGCAGACCUAACGACAACGGCAGGAACAACAGGCUCGGGGACUCAGGUAGCGACGACGUCGCCAGACCCGCCAGAGAUGCACUCGAUGAGAGAUUUCUACGCUAUUCUGGAGACCUACGACAGGAGGAUCCGCCCUAAUGAUCAAGGUCCGGGAGUUCACGUGUUGAUGCAGAUGUACGUGGAGAGCAUCGCUUCCAUCUCCGAGAUAUCCAUGGACUACGUCAUCACGUUCUACUUCCGGAUGUGGUGGAACGACCCGCGGUUCCGGUUCACGCCGACGCAGCCGAACCAGACGGCCCAGCUGCACGUGGCGGCCCGCAGCCUGGUCUGGACGCCCGACAUCUACUUCCUGAACGAGAAGGACGCCGGGUACCGCGCCUCCAGCGCCUUCACUAGCCUGCUCUGGGUCUGGCCAAACGGCGACGUCCUCUCCAGCCAGAAGAAGACGCUGAAGAACUCCUGUCCGAUGGAUUUCCGCAUGUACCCGUUCGAUGCUCAGUUCUGCAAGAUUCAACUGGGACCAUACGGUAUGACAACGGAUGACCUGAUCAUAGAGUGGAAGGAGCCGGCAGUGGAGACCAAUCCUGGCAUAGAGCUGCCGGAGUACGUCAUUGAUGGCUGGACAUGGAAGGGCUGUGGCGGGAACUACUCUAUAGGUGAAUUCGGCUGUAACCAAGCCACUUUCAAGUUGGUUCGGAGUGUCGGGUACUACAUAACACAAACAUAUGUGCCCAGCGCCCUGAUCGUGGCCCUGUCGUGGCUGACGUUCUGGAUCAGUCCUCUCCAGGCGCCGGCCCGGGUCGCGCUCGGCAUCACCACCGUCCUCACCUCCACCACGCUCACCUCGGCAACACGGAGCUCCAUUCCCAGGUUUUCCUACAUCCGUGCUAUCGACAUCUGGAUGCUGGUGUGCACGAUCUACGUGUUCACGGCGCUGGUGGAGUUCGCCGCCGCGCACCACUUCUCCCGCAGGAAACAGGAGAGCGCCAUGUCCGCUCAGAUGUACAAGAACAAGGACGCAUUCGCGGUAAACGGUGUCCUGAAGGUUCACCCCUUCAACAAAGAGAAUGGAGAAGUCGUCGCCGAUAACAACAAAGACAAUGAGAAGAACGCUGAGAAUGACGAGGACUUUGAUGAGGACGUGGCUCAGGCCAUGGCGGAGAGCGACGAGCGGGGACAGAUGAUCGCAGCCAAGAUCGACCUGGUGUCCAAGAUCUUCUUUCCCGCGACUUUCAUCUUAUUCAACAUCAUCUACUGGGCGGUGUAUAUGGGCAGUUACGAAGGAAAGGUGUAAAGUUGGGAAUCAUUUGCCCUGGCACAUGCAGAAUGUACAUUUUGUACAUUCAGGCAGAAUCGUGAAACUAUAACUGACAUGGCAAGAGCUUGAAUUAUAUCAUUAUGAAGGAAAUGUGUAAAAUUAAUAAAGUUUGCCCAUGUACAUGAAGAAUGUAGAUUUGUACAGACAAAAUCCUGAAACUAUAAUUGGCAUGGCAAGAGCUUCGACUAUAUCUGUACUUAAGAAGAAAAGGUGUAAAAUUUGCCCAAGAUUCUGUACAGAUAGAGUCCUGAAACUACAUCAUGUACAUAAGUUUACAUGACAAGAGCACCGAAUCAUAGCUAGACGAACAGUGUAUAUAAUGUACCAUGCAUUUUCAUAGGCUGGUAUCCACAUCUACUAUUUGCUGGGACUUCGAAAGAGAUUUGACAGUUAAAAUACUAGUACUACUAGGUUUGGAUACCAGGUUGUCGAUGGCGUCUUGAGCAAAAUAUGCACUAAAGCCUGUUGAUACACAGGCUGCACUUUGUGUUUUAUCACUGUAAUAUAUCGUGCUACUGUAUACAUGUACUGUACUUGUGCAUAAGGAAUAAAAUAUAUGGUUGCAUGAGAGCAGGCAAAGUUCACUGGGUAACAAUUAAGUAAAAGCAACACAUGGAUAAUGUCUUCACAGCAAUAACAUUACUGGAUUUGUGGGAGUAGGAUAUCGAUGUGACACGAUUUUGCUACUGCUAUAUAGAGUCAGAAUCUUCAGUAUUCAUAUCUUCAUAGUCACUGGAGAGUGUAAAUGCGUAUAUAGAUAUCAUGGUCUCUCAAGAGUCAAUGGAUGGAGAGCUCUAUAGCUACUGGAAUUGGUCCAAAUCUAAUAAAAUUGAUUGAA
Branchiostoma belcheri (Belcher's lancelet) is the source of this 2402-nucleotide messenger RNA. Its product is annotated as glycine receptor subunit alphaZ1-like. Gene Ontology annotation, biological process: regulation of membrane potential; signal transduction; chemical synaptic transmission. The record is from RefSeq and is a predicted model, not a curated record. NCBI's taxonomy places the organism in Eukaryota, Metazoa, Chordata, Leptocardii, Amphioxiformes, Branchiostomatidae. Gene Ontology annotation, cellular component: neuron projection; synapse; membrane. The coding region runs from base 146 to 1540 and encodes 464 amino acids. Gene Ontology annotation, molecular function: transmembrane signaling receptor activity; chloride channel activity; neurotransmitter receptor activity. The transcript has 13 exons.